This is a messenger RNA of Brassicogethes aeneus, 1345 nucleotides long. The record is from the annotation of a GenBank genome assembly. Lineage: Eukaryota; Metazoa; Arthropoda; Insecta; Coleoptera; Nitidulidae.
AAAUCCGUUUAGUGUGCAGAACGAAGUAAACAAUUUUUGAAAGCGAUAAGGAAAUCGAAUAGGAAGAAAGCGUCUUAAAUACAGCGUGUUCUGUUAAAACGAUCCCGAUUUUGUUAAAUUACAGCAGAAAGUCCGAAAAGGCCGUUGCAUGUUUCCAAACAAUAUGACAGGUGAUCCUAACCAACAAAACCAGUCGUCAAUAUUUGGCUACGAGAUGUAUCCGCCGGCAAAUGCGCAGCCGAUUAAUUGGCCGGAAAUACAGGCCACGCAGGGUUUUAACAAUCCGCACACAUAUCAAUUUCAAUCGCAGAAUACCCAAAACGACAUAGGAAACUUCUCGUUUAGCUCUCAAAGACAAGAUCAGCCUGUCGUACAGUUCCCCUUUCAGGUGGGCAGCUCUUUUGGGGUGAAUUCCAACACCAUUAGGUGCAAGAGGAAAACGGACUCCCCACCGCUCCAACAAUGUAAACAACACAUAACGGAGGAAAAAAUGGCCGAACACAUGUCAAAACUUCACAUUAGCACUGAAACACCUUCCUCUUCAAAAGAAACCAGCACAGAAAAACAACAAAGGCUUUAUUUGUGCGAGGAAAUGAGAAAACUUAAGUCCGAUGUUAUAAUACCACAAUGUCUUAUAGAUAGAAUGCAAAGGCCUUGCACAGCUUUGGUUUUAUGGCAGCCCCCCCCAAGAAUAUUAAUCCCUGAAAGAAUAGAUAAUUUAGAUAAUAAUAAUGAAGAAAAUUUGCCCGAUCAACAAUUGAGAAUGGAGAAUGAGAAUGUAGAAUACGAUAUGGAUAUGUAGGGUGUGGAAUUAACUGAAUUUAUAAUAUUGCUAUUUUUGUGCCAACAAUUGUAGAAUGUAUGAAUUCAGUGUACUUACAUGAAGACUGACCAAAUAAAUUAAUAGUUUUGGUGGCGAAUAAUAAUCGAAUAACAAUAUAAAUAAAAAUCUCAAUUGUUGGAAAUACAUGAUAUUUUUUAAGUACUAAAAUCAUCAAAUGGUUGCUUUAAAAUUAGUUUAGUAUGUUAAAGUUUGCGCAUUUAUUAGUUUCGUUUUAUUUAUUGUAGGUUAUAAAAUUUUUGUCUAAAACUACAUAUUAUGUUCCUUUUUUAAGUUAAAAAAUACUUUGCUGUAUAAUAAAUUAACUGUUAGUUUUUGUUACUAUUUUUUUAAUUUUUGGUAUUGUAAAACCUGUAUUUUUAUUUUAAAGUGAUUGUUUAUAUUUUUCUUGUGAUUUUUAGCUUUUUUUAAAAAGUAGUCUUUACUGCCGUGAUUAAGUUUUGUAAAUGUUUUAAUAUUGAUCAUAGAAAAACUUAUGUUAUUGAUUAUACUAUUUUUUAUAUA